ACCAUCCGUCAUUUUGUUUCACCAGGUGACACACAAAGCGACGGGGAAGGUGAUGGUGAUGAAGGAGCUGAUCCGCUGCGAUGAGGAGACGCAGAAGACCUUCCUGACAGAGGUGAAGGUGAUGCGCAGCCUGGACCAUCCCAACGUCCUCAAAUUCAUCGGCGUCCUUUACAAAGACAAGAAGCUCAACCUCCUGACCGAAUACAUUGAAGGCGGGACCUUGAAGGACUUCCUGCGCAACAUGGAUCCGUUCCCUUGGGAGCAGAAGGUCAGCUUCGCCAAAGGAAUCGCGUCGGGAAUGGCGUACCUCCAUUCGAUGUGCAUCAUCCACCGGGACCUGAAUUCGCACAACUGCCUCAUCAAACUGGACAAGACGGUGGUGGUGGCAGAUUUCGGCCUCUCAAGGCUGAUCGUGGAGGAGAGGAAGAAGCCCAUGCCGGAAAAACCUUUGGCGAAGAAGCGAACCCUGCGCAAGAGCGACCGGAAGAAACGCUACACUGUCGUCGGGAACCCAUAUUGGAUGGCGCCGGAGAUGCUAAACGGGCAGAGCUACGACGAAACGGUGGACAUCUUUUCCUUCGGAAUCGUGCUUUGCGAAAUCAUCGGACAAGUCUACGCCGAUCCAGACUGCCUCCCGCGGACACUGGACUUCGGCCUCAACGUGAAGCUGUUUUGGGAGAAAUUCGUACCCGCCGACUGCCCUCCGGCCUUCUUCCCGCUGGCCGCUGUCUGCUGCCGCCUAGAGCCGGAGAGCAGGCCACCAUUUUGCAAACUGGAGGACUCUUUUGAAGCCCUUUCCCUCUACAUGGGUGAACUGGGAAUCCCUCUCCCGUCUGAACUGGAAGAACUGGACCACGACGUCAGCACCCAGUACGGACUGGUCCGCAACAAGGCGCCUGGGAGCUUUUCGUAGAUCUCUGCGCGCUUUUCAUGG
Sceloporus undulatus (fence lizard) is the source of this 934-nucleotide messenger RNA. RefSeq names its product LIM domain kinase 2. Gene Ontology annotation, biological process: protein phosphorylation; actin cytoskeleton organization. Gene Ontology annotation, molecular function: protein serine/threonine kinase activity; ATP binding. The record is from RefSeq and is a predicted model, not a curated record. NCBI's taxonomy places the organism in Eukaryota, Metazoa, Chordata, Lepidosauria, Squamata, Phrynosomatidae. Bases 53 to 913 code for a protein of 286 amino acids. The transcript has 8 exons. Gene Ontology annotation, cellular component: cytoplasm; nucleus.